This is a messenger RNA of Cinara cedri, 39802 nucleotides long. Lineage: Eukaryota; Metazoa; Arthropoda; Insecta; Hemiptera; Aphididae. The record is from the annotation of a GenBank genome assembly.
AUGCUGAGCGUUCGGUUUUUGCUUCUGACAAUAAUAUUUUGUUUCGGCCGUCAUCAUCUCGUCAUCGCCGACAAGGGUAAGUCUGCCUAUAAUAUUACGUUCUAUACUCGGAUAAUAUUUUCCAACGAUUUAUCGUUAUCGUCUAUUGUUUCGCUUUAUCGAGUCCGAGUUGCGCGGAUAAAAUGCUAAUAUAUUCGUAUUCCACUUACCGAAUUUAUUUUCGUUUUUCCGCCGCCGCGGAUCCGAAGAAUUUGAUGAGAAAUCAAAAAUUCUACACAAAGCAUCUUCGCGAAAUAUUACAUAUUGUAUAUACGCGUCAAACGAUAUAAAUCCUUUCAACGUACCAAUAGAGAAUAAAAUAUUUGAAGUAACGUUUCUAUAGAUUGAGUUUAAAUUUUGUAUUUUAUGAGUUCGUCACGAAAAUCAUGAACAUUCAAUAUUAUAAAGGUUUAUCGAUUUUUACAUUUAAAAGUUAUUUUCUGUACGGAUUAAUUUAUGGAAUAAGUAAUGUAUUGAUUUCUGCACAAUUAUAAUAUGUUUUUUCUGGUUAUUCCAAGAUUGAAAAUUUUGAGAUUUUUCGAUUAAAUUUAUGGACAACGAUGGUUGGUAAGUUUCAUUAGAAGCAUUUGGCCAUGUCAAAUAGUUUUAAAUUGAUGUGUGCCUGGGAACAACUUUUUUUUUUUUUUAUCAAAAAACGACAAGGCAAUUUGUUUUAUAGCAUUUCAAACCCAGUAAAUUCGCCUCAUUUGAGACGUUCACUCUUUAAUUCUCCAAGCAGUUUUCAUAAUAGUUUGGAAAAAUGAGGAAAAACGAACAAACUUACUGCAAUAUGGGUUUCAUUAUUUUCGAUUUUUAUCAUAUUAUAUUUAUAUUCGAAUUUUCUAGACGUAGUCGAAUUUUGAAACCAUUUCAGUGAUUUUUUAUUUAUUUAUAGACAUUUGUCAUUUUUGAGUUUUUUGGUUUUUAUUUUGUUUUAUAUGAAUAAGAUUUGUAUGAACGUGCAGAAAUGUUUGAAAAUUCCACACGAUAUUUAUCAUAAGUUUUAUUUGGUUCUGAAAGGAAGUCGUGCGUAAUGUAAUAUUUUUUUUUUUUACAAACAUUUUAAGUUCAAAUUGUAAUUAAAAUUGUAAAAAUAACGGCAUUUUUAAAGGCGUUUAACCGUACUACUUUGCUCAGAACCGUAUUUCGUUUGAUUUAUCGUUGUGUAUGAAUAUAAAUUAAACAACUUUAUGUGUUUUACCUUCCCAACCUCUCAACUAUACAACAGUGGCACAUCUAUUAUCAGCUCUUUUUUAAAUCUUGAUUAUAAAUAGGAAAUUACGGUAGAUUUGCAAUAAAAUAUGUUAUGUCAAUAAAAAAAAAAAAAAAAAAAAUAAACAACUCUAUUUACUCCACCGCAAAACUCACUUAAAAAGAAAAGCAAUAUACCCAUACAAAUAAAAUCGUUUUAAAUGCUGGUGAUUUUGACAAAAGUUAUUUUAUUUUAUUAUUUCAGUAUUUCCAAAAAAAAAAAAAAUAAUAACGCUAUUUUACUAGAAAUAAAGUGCCUAUCGUGUGCAAAUUGCGCACGUAUGCGAUGUGCUACAACGAAAAUAUUAACUUGAGAGACAAAACAUAGUAUUCCAACACUGCGUAUACAACAUGGACCAUAAUAAUAUUAAUUAACGUAGUGACAUUUUACAUUUCAUUGUUGACGUAGGCUCUUAGUUUCAUAAUUACGUCAUGAUUUUAAUUGGUUACGAUCGACGCCUUAAUCAUAUAAAUAGUAGGUACAUGCCUACAUUUUGUUCGAAUCGUCAUCGUAACCGGACAAUCGUAUACAAGGUAUUAUAUAAUGCGGGGGUGUAUUUAUGCGGGAGGGAAGGCUACAACCAUCGACAUUUCUUGGGAACAGCAUUUUUAAAUAAAAUUAGGGCGUGUUUUGGGAUGUCGGAACGGUGUUUAUUCGAAAAAUGUUCCGCCCUAUCUCCUUAAUAAAUACACAAUAUUCAAACUGAAUAGUUAUAAUGUUUUAAGUGUGAAUAUAGUCAUGAUUUCAUAAAAAAAAGUAAAUAUAUAUUUCAAAAAAUUAUACUUUUGAUGGUUGUGCAACUGUUUUAUGAAGGAAGAUAGAAGGGAGGAUACAUUAUAGACUGAAAAAUAAUUUAAUAUGUAUCUGUAUGUGAUGAUAAACCAUUGCUAACAAAAAACGAUUCUGAGCAAAAUAUUAUUACAACUAAAUAGAUUAUAAGUAUUUAAGUAUUAGAUCAAAGCAGAGUAUUAGUAGGACAUUAUUAUAAUUUAUAGUCGUUCAUUCCCUUGUUGCUAAGGUAACCCAGUAAUCAACAAAAAUUGACCAGAUUUUCCCAUUUAUUAAAAACAAGUUAGGAAAACCUAAUCUGUAAGCAUGCAAAGUUUCCUGGUUUUUAAACACGUCUUAAACAAUAAACUAUAAUUCCAUAUAAAAUUUUGAACGAAUUUAGUAACUUAUGAUAUUAUGUUUAUAUAUUUUUGUGCAUAAAUCUAAAUAAAUUAAAAAAUCUUAAUUUGUAAAUAGUUGACAGGACAUUUUUUAAAUUAUUUUAGUACUAUUUACAUAUUUUAGUAGUUAGGUAUCUAUUUUUUAAUAUUGGCUAGCAUGAAUGUAUCUUUAAAAUAUUCAUGUUUAAAUUAAUAAUGAUAAUAUGAUAGUAUAUGUUAUGAGGACAGCUGGUUUAUGUGAGGAUGAUGUGGGGAUCGGGUUAAGUAGAAGCUUAGGGAGAGUGUAGCCGAUCCCAAAUAGUUGAGAUAAAGACGAAGGUGAAGAAGAACAUUGUGACGAAUUUUUGUAUUUAAAUAAUACUAAUAAUGUUACGAACUACACACAUCAACAACCAUAACUAUGCACUAUAGCAACUAUACAGACGGACGGAAACAACGUGGAUAUAUGGCCCUUAAAUUUGUUUUUUAGACAAGAAUUCUCCAAGAAAGUUCGUAUAAAGUUUUCGUGAAAAAGUUGUUUAUAAACACACACAAAAAAAAACUCAUAAUCAUAUCAAUGCAAUCCUCAACAGACCCCCCCCCCAAAAAAAAAAAAAAUAGCAUUUAUCAAAAAAACAACCCUGUAUAAUUUAUACUAUUUACGUUAUCGAAAUCCUGCCUUUUUUUUUUUAGAAAUUUGAGUGCCUUUUCUAUACGCUAUAUACAGAGUUUAUUUUUGAAACGAUAUUAUAUUAUAAUAUAUUUGACCGCCGUCAUUUUGUGAGGAUAUGAUGUUGGCCAGAAACGGCAGAAAGCAACCGUAUUGACGCGGUGUCAAAGAAUAUUUCUGUAUCGAAUUUCGUAAAUACCAUUUGAACACGUUUCUAGAACCCACUAUCCGGUGGCUUAUGUGUAACGAAAAACAGACGCCGCGCCGAUCCGAAAAGAAAAAAAAAACACGUGUUAGUGUAUAGAGUGCCUAUAAUAAGUAUAAGUCGUAUAUUAUAAUAAUAUAUUAGGGUAGUGUUAUAGUUUUUUUUCCUCUCUCUCUCUCUUCUUUACUCUUCCCGCAAUAUAUAAUAAUAACCGUGGACCAUAAAUGCCGAUAAUAUAGUUUCUGAAGUACAAACACAUUGGAUAUUAUCGUAGGUAUCAUAUAAUAUUUGUUGUGAUACACACACCACCAUCAGCUGAAACAGCAAAAGGCGAUUAUGGAGAUUUCCUGAACGCGCGUGUUGUUUAAACAGCUAAAUAAUGGGACGCGAGCGACAGACACCGUAAGGUUAUUUCCGACAUAAAAACUAUAUGUGUAUAGGUACAGUAGAUAGGAGGAGGACUGCAGCAGGCUGCUAUAUAGCAAACGAAAUCCGAGACAAAAUAUCACUAACGAGACACAUUCGUAUGACUAUGAGCAUCAGACCAAGACGUUUUUAAUCGAAAAAAAUCAAGAGUGAUAAAUGCAAAUUUUUUACAUUGUGGGAUAUUUUAAAGUAUACCUGUCUAAUAUACGAGCAAUAUUUUUGUUUGUGUAUAUAAUAUUAUGUACUUUUAUCUCAAAAGUCAGUAAUCAAGAAUAGUUUCUGUUAAGGGGUACUCGUACUUAGACAGUGUCCUCGAUUUUCCUCAUAAUAUGAAAACUAAAUUUGAAAAAAAAAAAAAUUCUGGAUUCUCUCAUUGGUUACACGGAUAAAAAACAAAUUAUUAUAUUACUUGCAUUGUUUACUCAAAGAAAAAAAAACCGUAUUUAAAAAAUUCUUGUUUCAGCUAUUAUACCAAUGAACAAUUUCAACAAUAAAUCGUUAAAAAAAAAAUAUAAUUUUAAAAUUGACUAUUUACGAAACGCUGCUCUAUGUAGAUAGCCGUACGUGUACUGUAGAGCCCGUGCAAAGUUCAUCGGUCUCCCGGUACUGUUUUAUAUUAAAAUAAUACGAGCGCAAAUAAUAUUCUGGCGACGAACGUUGUAUUUUAAUACAAAAACGGUUAUUUUGGACAGGAAGUGCAUUUUUUAUAUACUAUAUUGUCGUACUGCACACGACCGGGCGGUAAUAAAUCACGUCGUAGGACCACGUACGUUGCGCCGUCGUCGUCGGUUUCUUGAACGUUCCCAUCGCAUAGGAUCCUCCGCAUAGGUACACGAAUUGACACCGCGAACGUACCUACACGUUAUCUAUAUGAAUAUUAUGUUAUGCGAAAUAUUGAAAUAUGUUGUUUUUUUUUUUUGCAUGUGACAGCCAAGUGUUGUGGACGCGUGAGCGGUAACUGCAAGAGAGCCUGCGAACAAGUGAGUACAUCAUGAUAAUGAUAUUAUUUUUUGAACGUAACUUGAAUAAUAGUAUGCUCGGAAUAGUAACGCGAUAACACGUCACACGACGGAUAACGAGGGGAACAGCGGUAUUUAACAGUUUUGAGUUUUUUUGCAAAUAUACGCACGCACGCACACAACAGGGCGUACACAUUCAUAUCCGUGUACUUAGACGAAGUAAGAUUAUAAAAAAAUACGGGGGAGCAGACAAGGAGCGGUAGAUGGUGACCAGUGGGCCGCGGCCGUUGUCGUAUUGGAAUCGCCCGCUAUACCGGCGCACUUGUUUUGACAACCGACCAAGUUUCGUGCGCCAUGAAUUAUUGUUCGCGGCGACAACAUUGACAACGACGACGACUGGGAAUAUAUAGUAACGUUUUGCCAAGACACGUCCGAUUUCGUAAAAUGUAUUUCGUCCGUUGCGUACCGCAUAUGUUUGCCAGUACUUUCCCGAAUACGGUUCGCCGCGAGCGCGGUAAAUAUUUCUCACUCCCGUUCACGCACUGCACAACGUCAAAACACCCCGGUACACAGCGAGUAUAUAAUAUUAUUAAAUUUAAAGUCCGGGGUUCGGGACCAAUAACGCUGAAAUUCAAAUUAUCAAAAACGCGUCAUUGGAUAAUGGGAACGGGUGCAGCCACUGUUAUAGGUAAUUCAAUGUGUACCUGUAAGCAACGACAAACCAUUACUUACGAAAAAACGAUUCUGAGCGGAGUUCAGAUGAUAGUGAUGCUUUGUCAACAAUAUAUACGCCAUAUUAUAGUAAGAUAAUAAAAAAGCCUUUAUAUAUCUUCUUUAAUAAUAUUCGUUUAAUUUUGUACCGGUUUUCUUACGUUUUUCCCGGUUUUUCACAUUUGUUGAGAAAACUCCGGACAAAAUCAACAAACGACAUCUCUAAAGUAUCUCCUCGGUGAAAUUUUCAUUUAGAAAUGUUGCUUUCAUUAAAAUUUGGAACAAAAUUGCUGGGAGAAUAGUUGUUCGCAGAAUAAAAAAAUCGUAAUAUUAUACAAAUAUAUUUCGUACAUUUUCCGGGUUUUUUUUUCAGUUUUUCGCAUGAUGAGAAAAUUCUUGAAAAAAUCGAAAAAUGACCUCCCCGUAGUACCUACUCACACAUUUUUUUUUUCAAAAAAGGUGCUACACGUAAAAAUCGAAGCAAGUUUUCUAGUAAAAAAGUUAUCCAUAGAAAAAAAUUAUAGACGUCUUUAUAAAACCAUAAGCUUCGCUCCACUAAGAAUGUAAAACGAUAUCGUGAUAAACUGUAAUCUCUCUAAUUAAUAAACAAAAACAGGAUAUCUCAUCAAUCCGAAAGCGUCUCACAAGUUAAAGAUGCAUAAAAAAAAACAAAGAUCAAUUAGGUUUUACUGUGGUUAAACAACUAGAGGUGUGUUGGCGACUUUCUGAUGCGCUGCAGAAUGUGUCAUAUGGUAGUGAUUUUAUCAAUUUCCGAACCUAACAUAGAAAUCGGAUGAUACAAAUCUCACUGACAGCUGAGUUUUUCCAUAAUGUCAUCAUAGCGUCAUAGGUAUUAAAAUUCCUACUCUAUGACCAUAUUAUAUAGGCAUAGGAUAAUAAAUAAGUAAAACGAUUUUUAAUUUCAAUUAUAAUGCACACAUAGAUACAACUGAGAAAAGUAAGUUAAAUUGUUCAUAGUUGUAACGGUUUUUUUUUUUUUUUUUUAAAUUACCGAAUAAACAAACAUAACACAUUUCUGUAGCAAUCUGCUAGAUUUUAUAUCAAGCCAAAAAAAUAAAAUAUAUCUAAUAUAGGUGUAUAAUAAAUGCUAGAAGUCCCGAACCCACAAUGUUGUAUUAUAAUGGCAUUGUCGUACCCUCUAAUCCAUUCGUUGUUUUUCUCAUCAGCGUGUAAAGAAAACACUAGAAAAACAAUAAAACAUGUCCAGACGACAGGUGUGCGUACAAGAGAGUUCGUAUUCAUGAAAUAUUAUGUUUAUGAAAUACACAUUUUUCGCACGAUUGUUGUCAUUCAAUGAAUUGCGCGUUUUAACGCCUUAUUUGAAUGACUGCUGACAAACAAAACAAGUACAUGCUCGCGUUAUUAAAAAAAAAUUUUUUUUUCUUUUCCAUUAUGAUUUUAACGUGAUUUUCGACACUUCUCGGAUUUGUUUAUCCGUUUAUUUUUUUCGAAUUUAUUUUUGAAAUUUUGCUGCACAACAUAUAGUUUCACUUAUUUCGUAGUUUUUUCAUUAACUUUUCAAUGGAAUGCAUAAUAAUUGUAUCGACUUAGGAUUUUCCAAGUUAUUACCAUAAAAUAAUUUACUUAACUAAAAAAAAUAUUUUUAAUUUCAAUUUUAAAUAGCAAUAUACGCCAAUAAUAUUUAUCAUGCAAAUUUAUAGGAAAAUAGUGCGUUUUAGAAUUGUCAUUGUCAUGAUGUUAAUUAUUUGUAUGAACAUCAAAAAAUUGAUACGCCCUUUUUUAAUAUAAUUAAGAAACGAAUAUUGUACGGGUACAUCUUUAUUUUUUACAGUAAAUUAUUUGAAGAUAAGAAAUAAAAACAUGAAAACCUAAAAAAUAAUUCGAAAAAUAAUGAACAAACUUAUAGUUAAAUUACGGUGCAACGCAGUACUGUAUUUAAUUUUAAUUUCAUAGGUUAUAAUGUCAUAUUCCGAUUUACAAUGUUUUUAUUAUCCUCGUAAUUAAUUUUAGUUUGGUGGGCAAAACGAAGUUUAUUUUAGUUAUAUAAACUUACGAGUCAAAUAAAUAAGUUAAAUCCAAAAUAAAACCAUAACAAAUAUUUAAUUGCAUAAAUAUAAUUUUAUUCGCAUUAUUACGGGCAACGGAGUAGAUAUGUGAUGGUUUUAUGAAAUUUUAGUUGGUAUAGUACUUAAACAUUUUCGGUCGAGAAAGUAAUUUCGGUGGGAGGGGGGGCAUUUGGUGUACUGUAUUCCCCUUAUACGUCAAUAUACCUGAGACCCUACAACCGAUGAACAGCUAAAGAAAUACGUUCGGUGAUAUUGCGUUCUGAAAUAGGAGUCAUAAAAUAAAAUACAUUACAUAAUAUUCCACUUUCUGCUAUACAAUUUUGAAUAAAAUGUAUACCUACUCGCAAUUGCGUAACGUAAGUCAUAUAAGUCAAUAAUACUGACAAUAUUUUAUAUACGCCGAAUAUCCGUCGUAUUAUUGUGUGUUCAUACGAAUUGAAUACGAAAAUAUAAAAUAAAACCGUUUUAUUUAAAAACAAAGAGAAAUCUUAAAAAAGUAUUGAUUUUUUUAGUAGGCCCGUCGCACCAUAUUAUCCUCAAUAGUACUCGUGAUUAUUAACAAUAAAAAUACUAUAUCAUUAUUUUCUAUAAUAUAAUUAUUUUCAUUCCGAUUAUAUUAUUCGUGCGCUGAGACUUCCUAUUUGUAUACUUACUUUUGUAUUCAAACAACGAUAUUAUGACGUUAAAAAAUAGUCUUUAAAAGACGUUUGUCUAAACAACUGAAUUAUAUUAUAUAAAAGACUAUUAUAAUACUAUGCACCUUGCAUAAACGAUCGUACACCCAGUGUACAUAUUGCAUACAAGCCGGCCAGAAGUUUUACAACCCUUUCCGUGCUGCAUUUUAUAGCGCUGGAACAUAAAACUAUCAAGAAUUUUAUAGAUAUCUACCGCAUUAAAAAUGUUUAUAAUAGCCAUUAUUCGCUCCCAUUUUUUUUUUCUUACUGUAUGCGUGUAUGCAACCUACUUUCAAUGCACCUUAAACGUUUGUCACUGACCAAUUAGAUAGGUAUAAGUAUAAUAUUAUAUUAUGUUUGUUCGCAUGCUAAAUUACUGAUUUUAAUUCGGAUCGUCAAGCUCUCGUAUAUAGUUAAUAAAUAAAUAAAUAAAUAAAUUUGUAUAUUGUUAUAUAAAUUGUUUCGAUACGUGCACGUGUGUAUAGAUAUUUUCAGUGCAAAGAUUAAUGAACGUGUCAAAUUUUUGGGCAAAACCCAAAAAGUAUAGGUGGAAACAGCCCAAAUAUUUUGAGAAAGGGCUUAAGUAUUUCAUAAUAUUGAUUAUGAACACUUAUAGUAUUUAAUUGAUGGAGAUAUCAAGUCUUAAGGGUAAGUUAUGUUAUUCCCCAUCGACGUUAAAAAUAUUAACGCAGAAUUGUUAAAAAGUGGACCUUAAAUAAUGCCAAUAGUUCCCACUAAGUUUAUUUAAACAUUUUUGGAUGUAUUUUAUAAAGUUCGGUUAACAAUGUAACAUCAACUUAUUCACAACUCUGAAUUUAAGAAUUCUUAUCGCUUCAUUACAUCGAUCAGGCUAAUUGUAUUCCUUAGCGCAUUUUAUUGUAAAUAAAACAUCCGGCGUAUACAAAUCUUUCUAUUAUCAGUUAUUAAUUUGUAAAAUUGUAUAGGAAAUUAUUUACCAAUCAAUUCUUAGGACGAUGGCCGAUGGGACAGUGAAACGUUGUCGACCCGAGUAUAGUAUAGAAGUUAACGAUAUUAAUAGUGACGGCAGUUCCUACGAAGUUCCUACACAACCUAUAUGUGAAUAUUGUAAUAAUAACGAAGUGAUGUAUUGCUAAUAAACGGUUUGAGAAAAUCGGUGGUGAGAAAUUCUCACUGAGAAUUAAUCAUAAUACGAUUGAUCGAUCGUUAUAAAAUAUUAUGUCGUAUAGUAAAAUAAUACGUAGGUACAGUAUGCUGAGUGGGGGGCAAACUUUUUGUGGUAGAGAUUUACACUAAGAAUAUAUUUUUCCUUUGAGAAACGACUUCCCAACAAAAAUGUAUAAUUAUAAAUACCUAAUAGGUAUUCAUAACAAAUAUAUAUGUACAAAUAAUAAAACUAAAAUAUAUAAUUAAUUAAUGUUUUUGAUCAUACUUUUAUUAAGACUGAUAUAAUAUUUUAAAUACAAUUGCCAAUAUGAGUGCUGUUGAAUUAUAUGAUUUGAUAAAUAAAGCGGAAACAGCAGAAUAGGAAAAAUAAACACGAAAUAACAUAUAUAAAAAUAAACAUUUUUUUUUUUUUGCUUUUUAGUAUUUCGGCCAUUGUAUAAAAUGCCCCUGUAUUUUAUACAAUUUAUUAGGGUUAUUUUUUUUAUCAUGAACCAGCAAAUAUCUGAGGUUUUUAAGUGAAUUUGAUUUCUGUUUUUUCUAAUCUUUAUAGAAUCGUUUAAGCUUUAUUUUAAAACCAUUUUUAAUGUUUUUUAAUGUUAUACCCCUAUUCAAUAUAUCUUAAAUAAAUGCAUACUUUUGAUUUUCGUAGGUAGGUAUUACCCUUCUCUAGUCCUCCAGUCUAAAUUUUAAACUUUUAUAUCUCAUAAACAGUAAAUCUGAUAUUAGUGUUAUGCAUAUCGACAUUUUUGGAAAAAUAUUCUCUAUUCAAAUCUGUGUUCAAAAAGGGAAGUUCCUAUUUGAAAAUCAAAAGUAUUUUAAAAUAAAGCUUAUAAAUGAUUCCAUAAAGAUUAGAAAAAACAGAAAUCAAAUUCACUUAAAAUCCUCUGAGAUAAUUGCUGGUUCAUGAUAAAAAAAAUCACCCUGUAUAUGCCUCAAGGCACAGAAAAUGUCUUAAUCCGGCACUGGUUCUAUCGAGAAAUAAUGUAUGCAUUAUAAUAUAAUCGAGUAGAUACAAAAUAUUAAACUAUCAUAAAUCGGCGUAGAAAACCGAUCGAACGCGGUAGAUUAUCAUCUCUGAUUCUAAACAGCUGUCAAACGCAACAAGUAGUAUAAAAUUAACAUAUUAAUAUACCGCGUAAUAAUAUUAUAUUAUAAUGUAAGGUGACAAUUACUAUUAUCUCACAUCAAAAUUGAAAAAUCCAUUAAAAAACACACUCAUACACACAUACACACACGCGCGCCCGUAUUAAUAUUCAUCGCAAUCAUUUACAUUGCCACCGAGUUUCGGAAAACAUAUAAAAGCGUCUACCUAUACAGUCAUAUUAUAAUAAUAUGACUGCAGUGAUAUUCUCAAACAAUCGAAUAUUAUAUUUUAAAUUUAAAAAAAAAAAAAAUGACCGUUUUACUUACAUUUCGUGCAUUUUUAAUAAGUAUUUAUAUGCACACAACGCGGCGUUUUUAUUCUUCAUUCUUAUAAACCAGUAAACAAGUAUCACGUCGUUAAAAACGAUUUUUUAAUUUUCUUUAUACAAAAUGGUAAAAAUAUUGUAUUAUUAUACGCCGUGAAUUAUAAUUUUUAUCGAGGUUUUUAAACAUUUUUUUUUUCUUACACGCAUCCGAUAGAUGGUCAAAUUGAAUGCGCACGCACGUAAUCGUAUAUAUAUAUACUAAAUAUUUUAUUCUACACGCCAUAUUGUUAUGUAAAUUUUUGAAUAUUUUUUUUCGUUUCCUAUAUGGUAAUCUCUUCGCCAUAUCAUUGGAUACUUUAUGUAAUAAUAUAAUAAGCAUAUUAUACUAUUUAUGUAUCCCCGAUUUGGCCAAACUUUUUUGUUAGGGAUCUACUAAGAAUAUAUUUUUCCUUUGAGGAUCGACUUCCUAACGUAAAUGUAUAAAUAUAAAUUACUUAAUAUACAUGAAUAAUAAACGUACGUGUAGAGCUAAUAAAUAAUAAUAAAAUUAAAAUGUACAGUGAAAUACCUAAGUUUUUCAUCAAACUUUUAUUAAUACUGAUAUAUAAUAUGGUAAAUACAUUUUUCAGUGUAAACUCUAUUGAAUUGUAUUACUUAAUUACAAAAUCAUGAUAUAAAAGAUAGAUAAAAAUGAUUAGCAAUUGUAAUUUAUCUACUAAUUAUAUAAAAAUAAGUUCUAACAAAAGGAGAUCGACAUGACGAUAUUUAAACUGUCCGUGAUCCCGAUCGACCGUUUGGCAACCUCUGAUGUAUCCUCCUUUUUGUACACAGUGUAUUUCACUCAAAUAGUAAUACGAAUGGUAUUUUAGUCUGAUGGAUUUAGAUUGAAACGAGGUUUCAAAUUAAGAGUAUACCGAAAUACACAUUCUGAUAAAAUUUUCGCAAUUUAGUUCUCGUGAUGCAAAACUUACUUUUUCUCAAACAUUGUCGAUUCAAAAUGUUUAUUUUUUUUAAACCUCGAUAUUCUUAAAAAAAAAAAAAAACCCAAUUUCGAUACAAAGUCACCCGGUUGAAAUAUUUCGUAUUAUCAUUCGAGUGAAACGUACUGUAUAAUACAGUUCAACUUCACAGAGAUGUUUCAAUUUUUUUUCCCCGCCUAGUUAAAGUCAGUGUGCUACAGUGUACAGUGUACACUGUGUUCGAGGCAUACGCGCAGUGUAAUAUUCGGCACACAUGUCCGGUUCUGCACGUGGGAAUGUGAAAUGUGCAGCGACUGAAAAAACAUAAAAUAUUAUAUGCAACACGUUUUUCACGUGUAGGUAUAUACAGUCAACACUUCUACAGGCAACCGAAAAAUAAUGUACGCCUUCCCCGUGAGUACGGUAUCUUACUUUUAUUUUAUUUUUUUUUUUUUUUUGUACUCCUUGGUUAUUAUGCUCUAAUAUUUGCGUAUACUCUUGUAAUAUUAUGGAAAUCCGUAUCAUGUCAAAUGUUAUUAAAUAAUAAUAAUGCGUUGUUUUUCAUUUCGUAUUUUAAUCCAUCAUAUUAUAUAAUAUAUGAACUGCGAUAAAACAAAUCAUAAUAGUUUACCAUGUAAAUAAUUAAUUAUUACCAUUUGAUUCGUGUAAACUGCAUGACUCGCACUAAAGUUGUACGAUGAUUAUGGUUUUUCGAACCGGAGAUUAUUCGCUACCCUAACAAAACGUAAGGUAUACGUACUAAAUCGACGAAAUUAUAUUAUAAUUAUCUCAUUUGAAUUAAACAUUUUUUUUAACGAUAUCAAUUAAAUCCUAUUAAAUUAAAUUAAAUAGCAUAAUUAGUUCCGUACACGAGAUUUAUUUUUAAAAUAGAUUUUCGUAUAUUUAAAUUGGAAGGGGAACAUUUAUUUUAUUUUCACCCUAAUAAACGUCAACGCAAUACGUAAUUAACGUGUUUCACGUGGACCCACAGGACUUGUAGAUUAUAAUUAUAAACAUUCUAAGUAUUAUUAUACAACUUGAUAUUGUAUACGUUAAAAAUUAUAUUCCGUUUCAAACACGGUCGAAAGGGUGUAAUGAUAUUAUAUAUAUAGGUGUUGGUGUUGUCGUUAUUAUAUUUUUUAUUUCAUUGUAAUCGUAAGGUAUUCAAAAAAAUAUGAAUUCCUAUCUACUUCCUAAUUUGCUAUUGUUGUAAAUAUUGACCGACCGAACAUAUAGCAUUUAAUUUCCAUGACUUUUAUAACGACGAGUUUAUUGUUAUAAUAGUAUUUAAACCGUUUAAGGUGUGGUGUACCGUCACUAUAUUUCACAUAAUAUUAUCGUUAUCGAAACACGAUUAUGCCAUAUAACUAACUAUACAUUAUUAUCAAACGUGCGUAACGUUGUAAAUUAAUCCGAGCAAAUAAUUUUAGACAUUGAAAUUGCGCGUAUUAUGAUCGCCGUAUAACAAUGAUUGACCCGUCCAGUAUUUUCCGUCUCGUUUAGAACGUAUUUAUAUAAUUAUUGUCACAUCUAAUAUCCAAAUUUUGCCACCCGGAGCGCGUGAAAACCUAAAAUUCACGUGUCAAUUCAGUUAUUAUAAAGGUCACAGAAUUAUGUAUGCAUUUAUUCGGAUCAUAUUAUUAUUAAAAUAUUGACAAAAUAUUUUAGUUACGCAAUAAUGUUAAUGCAUAUUACAUUAUAUUAUAACUAAUCGGUAUAAAAAAAAAAUGAAAAGUUAGUUGUAAUAUAAUAUAAUAACACCACAAUAAAUAAUUGUAUAUACAUUCUGAGAAAUGUUGUAAGGUUUUGAAAUAAAUGAAAAAGGGGACUCCAACAAUGUCCAACUGCAGGUGUAUUUGAAUAUAGUUGGAAGGUUUUUGAACGGUUUUGGUGUACUAUACAGUAUACGUGGAAUGCUAAGUGUUAAAUUAGCGUUACAAAAUAAAAGGUGAGCUAAUUAAAAAAGAGGUUCCAACAAAUUCUAACGACGUCCAAUAAGUCUGUCUAAACAUUGUUUUGAUGCGUUUUGGAAAAACACACACCCCUUAAAAUCACCCAUUAUAAAAUUAAAAGAGUACCUCUUUUCGUUUUGUUGAAGGCGCUUGAAGUCUAAAACCGAAAUCAAGCGGUUUCUAUGCGGUCUGCGCAAGGUGGAUUUUGCCUAUAGAACCCGUUGGUUGGACUGAGACAGCACGUGCGUGUACAGCGUCCUCUUUGGGGUUUCCUCGCGAAACCGCGCGCCGUCGUCACCCCCGGAACGUUCCGGUAAUGUAGUGGGUAGGACGUGUAGGUACCAUGUACACCGUGUUCCAGAAGUAUGCGCGCGGCGUCGAAAAAAAUAGCAGCACACCUUAUUAUGCAAUACUCCUACCGCAGUAUUUACUAUUGGUACACACGUGCGUGCUUCUUGAUUUUGUCGCGCGCGCGCGCGCGUGUGUGUGUGUAAAUAACAACACGGCGACGGGCGUAGUAUAAAUCACAGCCGCGAGAGCCCGUUUGCUCGUUACCGCGAGAAAAAUACGCGUAUUUAUGCACGGCCGAUGACGACGAGGUGUGCGCGCGAACGACGAGACGGCGGCGGUCUAUCGGAUGUCUUAAAUCAACCGGAGCGCAACCGCAAUGGUCUUGGUAGAGUUAAAAGGCAAACAAACAACGGACGACGACGCCGACGACGACGACGACGGCGGCCCGUGUAGCUGGCCGACGUCCAAACGCGCGAUCCGAAGUCAACGUUUCAAUUAUACGAUAUCACCAUAAUAAUAUUAUGUUAUUAUACAGGGGGUUUCCGAAACGAAUGAGGAAACGCUUUGUUCGAAGUGAACGCGCGUACAUACUUCCGGAAUGACGUUCGAAUGACGACAUUUUCGGGGAUUUUUUUUUCCAUCCCGUAUCUUGAAUGUACAAAAUUAAUAUAAUCAAAUCACAUUUCUUGCGAAAUUCGUCUGCGGAUCGAUGUGCGAAUAUCUGAGAUCGUUUUUACCCGCGUCAAAUAUUUUCAACGAUUUAGAAAUUGAACAUUUAGUUUAUUUAUAUUUACGAUUCGCGUUCUAAAUCAUCCAGUUAAAUAUGUAUAAUGGGUACUUUGCCCCCCUUUAAAGAUUACGACGGGUACUCAAGCUCCCGGGUACCCAUGUACAUGGGUUAUGCAUAAAAAAAAAAGAGCUAAUAUAGCUGAUGCACUACUGUUGUGGUAAUUGCUUACGAAAUAUGAUUCUGAGCGAAUUUCGAUUAUCCAUCCAUGGUUUGAAAUGCCGAAAUAUUUACGAUUUUCGUUAAAAUUUGAUACAAUUAUAAAAGAAACUACCACAUUAACUAGAUCCAAAAUUCAAUAAAUAUAAGGUCUCUAUUAUUUUAUCAUUGGAGCACGAUUUCUGAUAGAAAUGUUCUUUGCAGGUUUAUUACGAUUAACAAAAACAUCAAAAUAAUACUAUAUAACAACCAUGAUGGUUAUUAUUAUCAUACCAUCAUAAUAAUAGGCGUAUUUUGGUAAAUAACCAAAUAAAAAACCCGGGUUACUGUAUUUUAUAAACAGUUAUAGUAGACUUUAGUUACAGUUAGUCGUUUUAGCAAUUUUGGUUAUUACUUUGGUUGAAGUUACUGAAAUACUAUAAUCAAACAGAAAAAAAAAUUGUAUUUUGUUUAGUUAUUUAUAAAGUAAUAAUUGUAUAGAUAUUUAUAAACAAUACUUUUUUUUUCAUAAUUUUUUUUUUACGAUUAACAUUCUUAAUUUAACAUCUAAUUGGUUUUUUGAGUUUACUUCAUAAAAUCAUAAUAAUGGCAAAUCAAGUGGCAAAUCACAUUUUUAAAUUUCGUACUUAUGAUGUGCCUACAAAUUUAUUAUUACGUAUACAUAUACGUUUGAAAUUAAUGACAUACAGUUAUAUAACAUACAGAAUAAAUAAACACUAAGGCCUAAUAACUAAAUGCUUUAAAAUUAAAAUUAAUAUUAUUAUCAAUUAAUAUCGUUUUCAAUAACCAUACAAAUUUCGUUUUCACGAAUCUAUAUAACCCAUUAAUCAAAAUCAUAUAACCAUGUCCGGUAACGAAUAGACCCGGAUCAAUCGCCAUAACACGGCUAUAAAUAAUAAUAACGAUCGUAAUCAUCGAAAUUAUAAUAAUUUACGCAAGUGUGAUGCCGGCCUAAAUGCUAAAUUGAAAUGUAUUUUACGCCCAUCUGGAAAAAAAAAAACAUGUGCGCACCGGAAAAAAAACACACUGUAUACGGACACACACACGCGUGUGUAUUAUUGCACGCACACUCUUUAUCCACAAUAAUAUAAAAUACGUAUACAAUGCACGCACGUAUAGUUUUUUCGUUUUCUCACAUUUUUGUUUUAUUUUGUGUGGUUUUUUUUUUUUCGAAUUCGCGCGAUGUCCGAGACUACUAAUCGCUUGAUUACCGUAGUUAUACGCUUAUUGUAUAAAAUAAAAUGCAUUUUUUUCCCAAUCUUUAUUACGUCGUUUUUGGCGACCUCCUCUCUCGUCCGCCCGUGUACAAGCGACCUACGCCAUACCUACCUAAUAUUAUUAUUAUAUUAUAGAAUUAUGUGCCACAAAAUUCAAAAAACGGGUUUGUGCCGGCACGCCGCCACUGCCGUCGUCGUCACGGGGUGCAUAUGGCGAUGGCGUGUAGACUCGUCCGCCGCAUGAAAUAUUUUAUAUUAUAUUUUCACGGUCGUAUAAUGUUAUUUGUUUUGUGUGUCUGCGCGGUUUUAUGUCUGUCCGGGUGUGGGGUUGAAGAUUUUGAGGUUGAGACGGGAGCAUGUUUUAUAUUUUACCCGCGAUUGCCGAAGAAAAAAAAAAAGUUUAUUCCUUUUUAAAAUAUUUUAUGCUCGAGUUUGUAAAUAAAUCACGCGGACAUGAAACAUUACACGCUGUGCGGAAGCCGCCGGUGUUUAAUUUUGUUUAUCAUUUCGGUCGGAAAAAUGGAAAACACAAGUUUAUCGUCUCGGCCACGAAAUUAAUAUAGUAACAAAACCGAUAACGGGCUACAUGUAAAUUUAUAUACAAGAAAAAAAACAUUCGUGAACAGAUACGCAGAGCUCUUUCACUAAAAUCGAAUUUUCUCUUCGUAGGCAGUUUAUAAUUUGUUAGGUGUUCGAAAUUGAAUUUUAUUUUAUUUUUUUUAUGUACACAAUACAUUUUAUCAAUAACAAUAAUAAUGAUAUUUUAUCAUAAAUUGAUAAAGGUAAGAGUUGAAAGUGGAUAACACCAAAAGUCACAUUUUUAAUUCUAACGCCAUGCAAACGCAAAAGAUUUAUUCUAGGAAAAAAACAUAUACGAGUAUUUAACAGACAUAAAAUAGUGCAAUAGUUUUUUUGGGAAAAAGCAAUAUAAAAAAAGGAUGAAAAUCGUGAAAAAACAUAAAACUAACGGAGUUAAGACUGACAAAUCUAAACCCCAAAAAGCACAAACUGGACAUCAUUUAAAUUCGUAUACAAAAUUACAAAAUACCCCCUCUUUUAUUCAAAGGUUUGUAGUGUUGUUCAAAAUUUAAAAAAUAAUAAUUUAUCGACUGGAUUUGUUAAUCUUAAAAACUACUACAGAUGAUUUACGAUAUUAUUGCACAAUAUAUUUUAUGAGUACGUGUGUUUGAAAGGAUUUUUCGAACAUUUAAAGUGAAAUACCUAAUCGAAACGUCUUGAAUUUUGAAAUCGCCUAUUAAUGAUUUAGUUAUAAUGUUGUAAAUUCUGAUUUUUAAAGUCAAAUCCGAACCGAAUUUUUCUUAAAUUAACGAUCCGAUGCACCAACGCGCUUUCCUUUAAUACACCAAUUAAGGGGAUUUUUUUUGUUUUUGAAUCACGUGACAAAUGUAAUAAAUACGCUCACGAAUCACGAGGGGUUCCUACAGAAAUCUUUUCGAAUAAUCUGAAUUAUAAACACGUAAAGAACGCAAUAGAUUCAUAACGAGUAUUUCGAUUUUCGAUCAAUAUGCGUUCGGUGCGGUGAAAUUUUGAAUGGAAGUAAACUGAACUUAUUUAGUUGUUAUAAUAAUAUAAUGCAUUGCAAUACAAUAGAGAGACCGAGAUUGUCUACCUAUUGCGAAAACUAAUAGAAUAUUGGGAAGUUAACUGAAAUUUGUGUCACUAUUACUAACCAUUGUUAUAAAAUCGAAAGUCUAACGCGUACCCAAUAUUCAAUGCAUUAAACGCUAUAUAUAUAUAUAUAUAUAUUAAAAAAAAAAAAGUUUGCCUUUACCCGCAACUGGAUUCAAAUUAUAUUUCACACAAAAAAUUAAAAUAAUUAAUUUGAUUCUUCCUAAAAUAUUUAUCUAUAAAAGAUUCUGAACAAAGCGAGAAAUAAAUUGGUUUUACUAGGAUGUAUAAAUUUUUUUGCAAGUAUAUUUUCUGUCUAUGAACAAUUUUGAUGUGUUUCAAUCAUCAAUAAUAUGAUUUGUUUUUUUGUUAAUAAAUUGUGUCUUUUUUUUUUAUAUUCGUUUGAAUUUUUGGUUUUUAUGAAAAUCGUAAAACUCAUGUAUCUCAUAUCGGAUUCUUGAAUUCUUACCCGUAUAGUACCUACAGUGAUUUCAAUUUUGAAUGAACCUUUUAUUAUAAACAGUCAAUAUAGAUUACCAUAUGAUACAAUAUUAAUAUAUAAUAUUCGUUUUAAACGUGUUUAUGUUAUCAAAAUAAUUUACAUUAACGCUCUGCAAACCAUAUGGCUCAAAACAUAUUUAGAGUGUUAGAAUGUAACUUUGGCAAACACUACGCGCACACAUGCCAAUUCGUUAUUUUCUAAUUCCAGAAAGUGUUUAAUUUUGAUUUUAAUAAUUUUCAAAUAACAAUAUUAUAUAUAUAUAUAUAUAUAUAUAUAUUAAUAACAAUAUAUUAUUUCGGAUACUCAUGUUUCAUAGAUUGAAUAACUUGAACUUAAAAAAUUGUAUACAAAUUAACUUCUACAUUACGCUUCUUUUUUUUACCACUAAAUUCAUACUUAUAAAGAACCUCGAGUAAAAUCUUCAAGCAUUUCUGAUCAUCCAAAACAUUUGUAUCUACAUAAAAAUCAAACAAAACCUAAAAAAACACGAAAAUGUCAAAUACCAAUAAAUAAUUAAAAAAUUAUCAGAAUAUUAUAAAAAUUCCAGUGCACCUAGAAAAUAUCAGUAUAAAUAUUUUAUAAUUUAAUAGUCUUACAAUUAUUUUUAACAGAACUACAACAAAAAAAUCAAAUAGAAGAUAAUGAAGUUAUUUCCAUAAACUUUCUUGGUUUUUUUCUAUUGGAUUUUCCUAAUUAUUAUUCAAACUGUAUGAAAAAUUUAUAUUUAAGUUAUAAUUUGCUUGCAGAAAAAAUGCUACACUUGAUUUAAAUUAGGAUUGCUGGUAGAGAAUUUGUUUACAAACAGAUUUUUUUUUUUAAAACCAUCAUACACAAAUAUUUUACAAAAAUGUGAAAUUUUAAAAUGGAUUCGUUAAAAAUUAUUGUCACUUGUAUAUGAAACAAAAUUAUAUAAUUUUCGUUUCGUGUAUUACUCUUACAUUUACGGUAUAAUAUUAUUAGACAUUUUUUUACUGUAUUAUUAAUUUACAAAAAUAAAUUUGAAAAAUAAUUUAUAGUUUUUUAAUUGGGGUUUAAUUUAUAAUUGGCCUCGUCGAACUACGUGUGGUCUCUACAUAUAUUAUAUAGGUGCGAAAAACCGUUAAAUUGAUUAGACAUUUUAAUGACUUGUAUAUUAUAGUCAAUAAUGAGUGUUUAACGUAUGACACUGCAUUAUCUCGGAAAUUAUUUUUCCUCUUGUUCGGAAUUUUCUUAAUGGACAAUUUAAGAAACAAGGCGCUCGAUAAUAAGUAUCAAAUGUUCCAUUGCCCUUAUGUUCGCCUCAACCUUAUGAUUGGGGUGAAACCAAUAUCAUGUUUUGAUUUUCAAAUUUCAUCAUAUACUUUCAAGAACAAAUACCAAUAUAACUAUUAUUUUUAUUUUUAUUUAUGAAUUUUAGUAUUAAAAUUUGUAUUUUUUUUUUUUUGUCCACACGUUCGUUAAUUGUUCGUCUUCAAAGUUUUAGUUCAUUUUGUGAAAUAUAUUUUUUUGCCCAGUUUUACAGUAACACGUAUAUAUCUGUUGCGUACAUUUGUAUAUAAUUUACCAUAUAUACGAGCAGUAAAAACGAAUUUACCGUGGGUGACGUAGAAAAUACAAAAUAUGAGUGUGUAGCUUUUUAGCCAUAUAUGUUUAGUGAAUUGUGGACCCUCUCCCCGAAAUUUGUUUGCAGUUAUUUAUACUGUUCUGUAAGUUAUCACAAAUAUUUUCUGUAAGUAGUGUAGUUAUGAUGUCAGCUCGUACCCCCUUAAAUGAGCUGACUCAUCACUGAUACGUAACCGAGUGUAAAAUAUAGACAUCGUUGAGAUCGUAGGAUUUGUGUACCGCGGGGUUACUAUGACGGGACUUGGGUAAUAAUAUAAUAUAUAUUUAAUAUAGUAUAAUAGGAAAUUCCUCGUUUGACGGACACGCGUGUAUCUCACACACGCACACCGGCCGAUAUCGUCCUCCGAAUACGUAAUUUAAAAGAGACAAAAAUAAUGAUAUAUAAAUCAUAAUAAAAUAUGCCGCCUUAUCGAUUGUUUUUUUAUUUUUAUUGAUGUCGUUCGAACGCAUUUGUCAUUCGUGGUUGUUUUUUUUUUUUAAUAUUCAACACACUCGUAACACGGGCAACGUCACGGAAAUAUAUUCACUAUUCGACAUCAGAGGUCCGUUGAAUAAUGCAUGUCAAUAAUAUUCUAGUAGGCGCGCGCGCGCGUGUGUGUGUGUGUGUGUGUGUGUGUGUUUGUGUGUGUGAGCGAGUGCAAAGUAACAAACGGGGUAUUUAUACGUACCUAUAUAAUAUUACUCUAACCGUCCGUCCGCCUUGUUCCGGUGUGACGGGUUAAUUGAAACGUCCAAACACAAUAUAAAUGGAGCCCACAGGCCGUGUAAUACGCGUCUAUGAGUAUAAAAAAAAAAAAAAGUGUAAGCCGAACACCGCCCAAUAUAAUACAAUAAUACGUUGUUUACACGACGGUAUCCACGCGACUGCCGUCCGUCCGAAAACGAUACCUAAAUACUAUACUGCCAUACCUAUACGAGUAGACCUAUACUUAUUAAUAGGUAGCCACCGUUGUUAGUGGAAAGUUAUGAGAAGGUACUCUAGGUACCUUUAUUAUAGCGUAGGGUAAUUAUUUAGUUUAUAUUAUUAUUAUACCGCAGUAUAUCAUGGCACGAUAAUAUAAACGAUUCCGAACGGAGUCUGGUACAAAAUGUCUCGAACAAUUUAAUAUUUGUAACUUUAAAACGAAUUAUGUUUGUUUUUCAAAGAAAUGUAGGUAUCAUAAAUUUGAACUUGAGAAGAUUAUACAAAUUAAUCAAGAAAUUAUGCAAGACUUUUUACUCUCCCCUCCUAUGCACUAAAUACAACGUAUCAAAUUUUUGAAUACUUGUAAACAGCCGAAAAAGUUGAAUUCACAUAAAUGACAAAUAAACAUACGAGUUCGAGUAGAAGUAGUACGUACAAUUUUGUGAUUAAAAUAUAAUUAUUAAAUCAGUAUUUUUUAACAGUAGGUACAAAUUAUAUUUAAAAAAAAAUGCUUUUGUAGGAAAAAUCAAGUUUUGUAUAGGUGGGUAAUUUAAAACGUCGCAAAUAAAUAAAUAAAUACACAAAUUAAUCAAUUAACAAAAAUGUUGAACCCAAUGUGUAUUUUAAUAAUAUAUAUUGUAUGUAUUCAUUAAUGUAUUCAGUGUUACGAAAUAACUACUUAAUUAAAGUGAAAUAAAUAGUUUUCUUCCACUAGGUAAGUGUACAAUAUUUCUAAACAGUUUAGCUGGCAUUUAUAGAUAAUUCAUAAACUAUAAAUAGGGACUUGCCUAGUUAUUUCCUAAAAUAACGUCAUUGAACGCUGUAACAAUAGUAAAUAUAAUACUAACUAUAAAUAGAUAUUGUUAGAAAACUGUUGGAUUUUGUUAUAUAUUGAUAUACAUUUUUAUAUACCAACGUGUUUUCAAAUACUAGCCAGAAGUUUUUUCAUAUUUGUUUUUCGAUCCGAAUAUUUUUCAAAAAGUAGUGCAGACUGCUUAGUGCAUAGGACUAUAUUUGCGGGCAUAUUUGAAAAUAUUACGUAUGAGGAUAAACUUAAAACUAAAUAUUUUUUACAUUUAUUUCCAAUAAAUUAUAACAGAGAGUUGUCUAACAAUAUCUAAAUAGUCCGAGUGGGGUUUGUCGGAGAUGUUUUCGAAAUGUAUUUCAUCUUCACGUGACUCAUAACUACGUGUGCUUUCCUUAAUCGUCCAACUAUAAUACUAGUCUCGUUCACUCUUAAUCUCAUACUAAAUAUACGGUAGUGAAUUCCGACCUUUUUCGAAUUACGUCCCCACAAUAUUUUUUUCUCGUCUAAGACGAUUCGUUCAAAAACUGUUUAAUUUAGCUUAAAUACUACGAUUAUACAUGAUACUCAUAGUUUUUAGUGACCCCUAAAAUAUUACUCGUGACUCCUUUCUUCCCCUAGGUUUAAAACCACUACUAUACGGUAUCGUUAUUUUGAUCCUAAAUCUUCGGACUUUUUAAUAAUUAUUUAAUAUUUAUAUAUAAUGAAGGUGCCGCAUAAUAUACUACAUUAAUAUUAUUUCUGUUUGCCAGGCCGUAUUUGUAUUUUUAUUUCUACUUCAUAUUGAAUGUCUUUGAACGAACAUUUUAGUAUAAUGAAGCAAUUUUAAUCGGUAAAAUAUUAAUAAUAUGACAUUUUCUCCGUACUGCAAAAAAUUUAAUAAUACAAUCAAACCAGCCGUCGCCAUCAAAAACGAAAAGAUUAGAUCGAAAAAUAUGACCAAUUAAUAAAUACUAUAUAAUUUAUACAUUAUUUUUUGUUUAUAAUUAUUAUGAGGUAUUUCCUCUCGGAAUAUUAAACGCAAUUAAAAGGUACGAUUACGUUACAUAAGUGCAAUCACGUUUUUAAAUUCUUCACAAUUAUUUGUAUAAAAAAUUACAGCAUUUAACCAUGUUCCCCAUCUUGUAAUAUUAGGUUCAGGUGAUAAAGUUGUACCCGGCAUUUCUUUUCUGUAUUUUAUUUAUUCUCGAUUGUGCUUUUAGGAAAGCUUUUUUUCCUAAAUAACCUUUUUUUAACGAAAUAAGUUACACAUAAAUUUAAAUUUUAAAUAGACACUUUUUUCUCACUCGAAUUUUCUCUAGAACUCUAUUAACUGCAUGUGCCAUAAAUGUAAUAUGAAUUAAUUUCGGGAAAAAUAUUUUUAAUAUGUUUGCUGCUUUGAUCAUACAAGUACCAGCAUCACUAAUAAAAAGUAAUACUUUUUGUUCAAUACCAAGAAAUAUUUUUAACGAGGAAUUAAUAAACUGACAAAUAGUUUCUUAAUUGGUGGAUUCUAGUUCUUUACAUUCAAUUAAAUAUGAUUUACUAGGCGUCCCAUCUAAUUUACCAAUUUAUAAAUUUUGCAAUAGUCAAACCUAAACGAAAAUAGUAUAUUUUAUUAUAUAAGAAAUUGAAAAAAAUAUUUAUAUACAUUUAAACCUCUUGGAUCGGUUGUUUCGUCAACAAUUAUGUAAACGUAAUUAUUUCCAAUAUCACUAAUUAUUUGGUCCAUAACGCUUUUAUAAAUAUUUGGUAUGUAAUUUUUUCUUAAAGUGCUUUCGUUAGAAAUUGAUUUGUCAGUAUGUUUUUCUAAAAAUGGUUUAAGAAAUGAUUGCCCAGCUUAUGCAAAGGAAUAUUUGCAGCAAAAAAUGCAUUACAUAAUCUUCAAAAAAUACAUUUUUACUAUUCGAAUUUUGAAAAGUAAUCAAAAACGGUUUUUUUUAAAAUAAUAUGUAUUAUAUUACGUGUAGUAUAAGCAUAAACUAUAAAACUUACUUGUUUUGGAAUGAUGAUCUAAUAGAUAUUUUUUUUUAGUAGACACAGAUUUAUUACAUACAAGACAGUAUAUAACCUUUUCAUCUGAUGAAAAUACUUCUUUAUUUUAAUUGUGAGGAGCAAUCCAAUUCAAAAUUUUACUUUUUAAAGUUGAUUUUAUUUUAGGCAUUACGUCGAAUACAUUCACUGUGCGGUCAAACUGAUCAAAAAAUAUGUACUAAGGUACCAACAGGUAAAUGCACACGUAUCGCUGUACUACUACGUUGAAUUUAAUUACUACUAUAUAUAGACGCUUAUCGCUCACUGGUUAAACGCCUAUGAUUUAAAAAACUUGGUAUAAUUGCGAAAAAUUGCAUUAUAAAAUUAAAUAGCAGAAUAUUUUUAGUAUAUAUCGGCUAUAUAUUUUAUCAGAUCUGAUUUAUCUUUAUUGCAAAAAAAGUUACAAUAUCAAUUAAAUCCGGUCUUUACUUAUAAUAAUGUAGUAUUAGUUUGUAAACGUUUUUUUUUGUAGUUAUUAUCGCGUAAAUAAAUCCGAACAUAUUAAAAUCUCCGCGUGUAAAUUUAGUAUACUCGAAUAAAAAUGAAUAAUGGUUUUUAUAUUCUUGGAAGAUAAUAUUUCAUAAUUAUUAUUCUUGAAAUACUCAAGAGACCUUUGCUCACAAAUAGACGACCAGCCAGAUGUGACAUACAUUAUAGUUUUCAUGACAUUAAUUUAGUAAUAUAUUACUACUGUUUGAAAAAAUAGACUGUACAGAUAUUCAUUAAUCAUUAAUAACGUCCAAUAUUUUCUGCCAGCUCUUUAUCAGAAUAAAAAUCCAUGUGGUGAUGCGAUGUGAGAAAUUAUAGUGAAUCCCACCGUAAAACCAUCAAGAGUAUCACAACAAGACAUUAAGACAAUAUGGUCAAAUAUUUGUAUAAAUUAUUGUUAUUAUUUUUUUACGUUUCAUAAGUAGCGUUUCGAUAUUAUAUUAUAUUUUAAGAUUUAUGGUUAUUUCAAGAAAUAUAAAUAACAUCCAACAUUAUAAUAUUAAUAUUUCUAUUUUUAUACUAUUAUUAUAUGUAGGUAUUAUCCAAAAUUCCAAGUGAUUCUGAUUUCUUUACACAAAACAAAUUUGUAUAAAUAGCCGCUUGACUUUCGAAGGUAUCAUCAAAAUUGGUUUUAUAUCUUUACGUUUCCUGCGAAAACAUAACUCUGUGACUGGUAGUGACAUAAUAAUGUAUUCACCUCCACACGGUAAAAGCUUUUAAUCUGAACUAUACAUCGGUCGUCUUGAAAUACAAAAAAAAAAAAAUCUAGAAUUACAUUAUACACCAAACCUCGUAAUAUUUUCUGAUGAUAAUCUAACGCAUUACAUUCAAUAUAAUAUAUUACAAUCAUUUUAUUAUUACGUAAAUGUGUGUGAUAACCAUCGAUCAUAAUUAUGAAUCCUGAUUUUCAAACGUUAGAAAUAAUAAUAUGUACAAGGUAUUCUGAUGUACUGCUAUAUAUUAGAUACAAAUAUAACAUGAAGUGAUGUUUACAGAAUACUUUUAUUAGCUUUUUAUAGACGUGCUCAAAACAUUAUAAUGUUUCUUGAGCUGUGUGCAGCCAUCAUUUAACAUUUUUCAGUAUUUUUAAUAUUUUAUUUGAAUUCAAUUGUUGGGCUUAACAGAAAUGCCUGAAAAUUUAAUAAGAAGUUUUACUUAGUAGUCAAAAAAACGUAAUGUGGGAUUUUUAUAUAUAUAUAUAUAAGCAUUUAGUUUAAAUUUCGUGAAAACCGUGUUAUUUCUAAACAAAUUGCACCAACUUCAAAAUCUUUCUUCAAUAGCAAUAAUGAUUUAUUGUUGCAUGCACAUAUAAAUUAAAUAUAACUAUGUAUCCUAAUUUCCCAACUUUCCACCUACAAAGUGGUACAAGUGUAUAACCAUUAGCAGUAUUAGUUCAUUUUUACUUUUUAUCCUUAUAGGUUCAUGAUAAAUUCUACAUGAUAUCCAUUCCCAUAUUGUGUAUAAAGUUGUCAAUAUUUUAUGAUACCAAGUGUUUGAAAAUUGACAAAUAAUAUUCAUGUACCCACGGCUGGUGAAGGUUGCGAUCAAACGGUAUACUACAUUUUUAUUUUGUUUUGUUUUCAGUUAGCUGUUUUACAAGAAUACCCAAAAGAUAAAAUAGCUGGUCGAAUAACAGAUUUUUAUCAUCACUGUUCUUCUAAAAAUGUAAGUAUUUUUUUUUAUUUCACAAUUUUACAAAGAUCAUCCCGACGAUGGAUUGCAAAUAUAUACAGAACGUAUUUCAUUGUUUAUAGAUGGUUUUUUUUUUUUUAUUGUUAUUAAGAUGAUGGUUAAUUGAGCAUUUUUGAACAUAAAAACAUUGUUUUUAAAAACAUUUUUCUUACCCCGAAUGAGUAUGAUUUACCGUGAAACUGCCGACGAUGAAAAUUAAUGAACACUGUUUUAUCUAGAUAAUACAUAUCCAUUCGAAUUACUAUUGGUAUAAAAAAUGAUUUCUCCUUUUUUUUUUUAAUAUUGUAAAAAGGUUGAAUAUCAAUUGUCUUACAUAAGUAAAUUGAAAAUAAAUAAGUCAUAUCUUAGAUUAUGUUGUGACUUCCAUAAUGAAUACAAAUUCUAAAAUCGCUUAAAAAAUUAUUUAAAUCUUAUUUUUUUCUGAUUUACGCGUAAAAAUGUAUUUGAACAAAUUUCAUGAUUACAUUUUAAUAUUAGGUACGUGUGUUAAGAAUCGGGACUAAUUUUAAAUUCAUAUAUUUCAACCAUUUUUAAUUUUUCAAAAAGUCGUAAACGCGACUCACUUACGUAUUGGCAGUUGAGCCUUUCAUUCAAAUUAAUUUUGAAUUUCGAAUUGAGACAAUUUAAAUUUGAUUCAAAGUAAUGAUUUAGAAAGUUUUUAAAUGCAAACAUUUGAAUACAAACCCUAGUUUAUAUAUAUAUAUAUAUAUUAUCAAACGAGUUAACAAUAAUAAUAAUAUCCUUUUAAAUUAAAUUUAUUAUGCAAAUACUUACUUUAUUAUAAUUUAUUAAGUACGGUAAUAAAGUGAAAACUACGAUGAUAUCGUGUAUUUUUUUUUUUUUUUAUAUAUAAUAUUUCGGUCGUUAGAGCCACGAAAUUAUGUCCUCGCUUAGAUUUAAACCAGUUGUCGUGUUCGAAUAGGAAAAAAACAUGUACCUACACGAUAUUUUAUUUCCCCUUAAACAAAUCAAGUGGCUUAAAAAAAAAAAAAAACCAAAACAGGUUAUUUAAAAAAAAUUACAAAAAAAUAAAUAAACAAUAAUGACAUUUCGACUCAGGAUUUUAUUUAUCACUGUACGUGUACACUGCAGGUAGGUAUAUGCGAAAUCCGCUCAUAUUACCAUAAUACACGUAUGUUAUAUAUAUUUACAUGAAACUCACUUUAUCGCGGUGUCCAUGAUAAUAAUACUAAAAUGCUGUGUCGUAAAUACAAAUAUAAAUAUAUUAGAGUCAUUUUCGAGGAUUAAUUAUCGCGUCCCGGUCACGCUGGGCCAUGGCAUAUGCCUGUCUUGCACGUGUGAGUAACACGACCCGACACAUAUUGUACACAAUAUGGUCCGUUUAAUCCGACACCGGUACGCUCUCGCGUUAUCUCGCGGGGAUCCGACUCGUUUUCCAAAAUGUGUCUUUUUCCCCUUCGCGUCUCUCACGCGUGUAAUGUGCACACGUACACAAACACACACACACACACACACACACACAUAUAAAGUGAAUAUAUAAUUAUUAACGAUAUACAUAUAUACGUCUUCUGGGCUGAGAAACGAAAAGAAGGUAUAAACAUUUUUUUUUCCUUUCUUAUUCUGAAACCCCCCGCGCUGACCGUAUACAGUGUGUGUACAUACAUAUAUCUAAUAUAUUAUACAGUAUUAUAAGUAACGCAACGUGAUAAAUCGAUUUCUGCCACACACACACACACACACAAACACAUACGACGGGUGCCCUUAUAAUCUCGAUGACCACUUAUCCUUGUCACCGGUGUCGUGAUUUAAAAUAACACACUAGGCUACCUGCCUAUACAUACAGGUAUUUAAAGUAAAAACAGGCGUACAAUAUAUAUAUAUAUGUGUGUGUGUGUGUGUGUGUGUGUGUGUGUGUGUGUGUGUGCGUGUAUGCGUGUUAUAUAUUAUUGUACACAUAAUACUAUAUUCGUGUAUAUCGUAUAUUAUAAUAUACAUUUUAUGUUCGUGUUGCUGUCCGGCACGAGUGUGAUAUCUGUGUGUAUAAUACCUGCAACACGAAAAACGACGAUCGACUAUCAUAAAAAUUAAAAAAAAAAAAAACAAACACGACGGGAGUUCGCCUGUUUUUUGUGAUACGGGCACAUCACUCCUCCGCCGCCAUCGCCACUUUAAUAGGUACGAAUAAUCUAUCAAACGCGCGGGAAUAACCGUCUGCAUGUCGCAUCGACAAAUCAAUAGUGUGCCCGUCCUAUAAGAGUGCUUGUCGAUCGAACAUUUUAUCGUUUAAAUCGGUCCGUGACUUUUACGUUCUGGGCGGAACGAGUAUAACGUAUGGGGGGGGGAGGUGUCCGCUGUCCGUACUGCGAAUUCGUAACCUCUUUUGCGGUUACUAAAUAAUUCGUUCGAAACGUUUUUCUAUAGAUCCCCAACGGUUUUCUGAAAAUUGUUUUCGUAAACUGAAAAUAACGGUACGCCACCAGUUUUGCGCAGAUUUCUUCAAUCGCUACGGCUCGUUCAUGCAUUCCGUACUUGUGAUUAAUUAUUUUAUUUUAGACUACGAUCGUAGCGAGUUGGUUUUACAGUGCUGUUUAUUUCUCCUUUUUCUUUGUUCUGGUCUGUGGACACGUUUUUUCCUGGUUAACUUGCUCCGAUUUUUACGCGUAGCAACUCUUAAGAAAGCUCAAGUUGUCUAAAUUGCACUUUAAACAGGUCAUUUUUCGAUUUUCGUUGCCAUUUUUUUAAAUAAUAGCACUUAUUUGGGAAAAAAAAACGUAGGAAAACGUACAAUUUCACGAUUUCAUAAUUUUAUAAAAACAGGGUCGACGUUUUAUACUGGAAAAAAUGAUCUAAUCGAAAAAUCACAAAAUACCUUUUUGAUUUAAUUUCUUACGGUAAUAUCACCAAAACUUUUGAGCCACUUUAGAACUUAUAAGACAUUUUUGGGAAUUGUUUUCUGUAAUUCGGUUAUAAAUACACGUAGAGACUUGAAAAUUAGUCAUAAUACAUAUAUUUGACUUACCUAGACGUGGUAAAAUGUUCAAAAUCAUCGAACGACUUUUUUCCUUUUUUUGAUUUUUUUUACAAUAGUAUUUUUUAUUUUUUUUUUUUUUAUAUGUAUACUAUAGACCACUUUUAUCCUAGAAAACAUGCUCUGGUGUAGCACUUUUUCUGAAAGUCAAUUUUAUCUUCUUGGUAAAUACAUAGGUUAUUUUUUGAUUUUCAAAAUGGUAUUUAAAAUAAAAACGAUUAACUGGGAAAAAAUACGAUAUUUCACGAUUUCGUUAUUUUAAAUAAGAAUACCCACCACAUUUUCUAUUACAAAUAUGGCUCCAAUUUAAAAACGACAAGAGAUCAUAAUUUUGUUGAUUUUUUUUAUAAGCGUUUUGAAAUCAAAUUUAAACAAAAAUCGCAAAAAAAAACUUACGGCACUUCAAUUAUAUAUUACCAAACUGCGCUCGGAAUCAUCUUCCGUUAACAAUGGUUUAUCGUUGCUUACAGUACGAACCUUACAGUACAGAACCUUAUGUAUCUUACCAUAAAAAACUUCUCACCUACAACAGUAGCCGCCCCUAUCCCCAGUAUCAGCUCUUUAUUUUUUUGUGAUUUUGGGUUUCCUUGUAACACGUAUCAAAAUCAAAAAACUAAGUUAAACCAUUUAUGUUAUAUACGAUUUACUGUAAUCGAUCUAAUAGUUAACAGACAAAUUUAUAGAAGUCGUCUUCUUUUUGUCCAGAAUUUGGUUGAACCAAAUUAUUUUCCGCAUCUAGUAGUUAUUGCAUCAAACUGAUAUGUAGCGUUUAUUGUUUUACUCGAAACUAUUAAAAAGUUAUUUUUGACUUGACUGUUUGUUACACUGAGCCUUCCAUACGGCAUAAAACCAUUCUAAUCUCCCUCCUGCAACAAUGGCCUACCCAAAAUGCGAAUUUAAUGUCUUGUCCGGAUUUUUCCUUUUUCGAUCUAUUCAAUAUACGUAUGGUAAGUAAACCAAAAUAAUGCUCUGGGCCUCGUUAUUUCUGCAGCCCGUACAACACGACGCUUUUAUUUCAUUACGUUUUCUUCGGUAGUUCUGCGCCGAUAACGCUACUCGUAUAAAUGAUAAUAUUAACUGGACACUCUCCUCGACCAUUUACGAGCGUAUGGAACGUCUUUGUAUCGCGCUAAACUACCACGUGCGGUAGACGAUAAAAUAGUCGCGCAAUAAUAUUAUAAUUCUUACACGACGCGUAUACAGAUAGAAAUACAAAUGCGAUAAUCCAAAACUUUCAAAGUUCGGUGUACUUAACAUCUGGAAAGAAAAAAAAAAAUGUAAAAUGACAAUAAUUCCCAUAAUAAUAAUAUUUUGUUUCGCGGUCGGGUCAUUUUAAACGGGUGGGCAUAAACGUCGCGGGAUACGUGUAAUAAAAUGAAAUACCGCGCCGUAAAAUAACAACUCUCAGCGGGACAUUCGGUGUUUAAGACCGGCCGCCGCCGCAGACGAGCACCAUGACGUUUGCACGGGCUGCAAUAUGGGGAAGGGGCGGGGUCCGUCGUAUUACGUAGGUAUACCUUCAACGUAAUAUAAAAAUAUGUCUACAUCGUAAUUCAUUAAUCUACCUCAAAAAGAGUUUUGUCCGCGAUAAUAAUCUUUAGGCCCUUCAGCCUGCAAAAUAAAUAUAUAUAUAAUGAUAAUAAUAAAUAAAUAUACCUAAGUAAUAUAUAUUACAAAAAAAAAAAAAAUAAUAAUAAUAAUAAAAAAAAUACCGUCUUGAAGACCAAUGGCGAUAAAUAUUGUGUUUGAUUUAUUAACGGUAGGUAUCUAAUACCUAUAUAUAGUAUGUACCCAUGGCUAUUGCCGAGGUAUAUACCAUUAAAUAUAUUAUCUGCUCGAGCGGAAACAUUGUCGAGUAUUAUAUUAUAGGUAUACGCACCAAAACAAACAACAUUAUACUAACAUUUUUAUCGCGGUUUGAUAUCCAUUUUAUAAUUGUGGUGUUUAUUUUUUUCCUUUCUGGAUUUUCCGUUCAAACGUAUUUCACGCGUCGUCGAGAAUAUUAUAAUAAUUAAUAAACAAUUCUAUUGGCUAUUAAACGUUUACAAAACUCGACUGUCGAUUGUUCGAAAAACGUUUUCAAAUAGAUUCUGGGUUCGUCUCGAGGAUCAUUCGUGUCAAACGAUCCAAACUAGUGGAACUAUAGAAGGUCGGAGUCCCUCUUCUAAUGUUGUGUGGAAACAAGAUAUCUAAAGAAAUUUGGAUGAAAUAAGAUGAAAGAAUACAGACAUUCAAAUAGAGGACAUAAAUAGGAGCGAAUAAAACGUCCAAUUGAAUUCGACUACGGUGUACUCUUACCCUGGGGUGUGACUAACAAAAAUUAAGAUUGUUAAAGUUUUCUUAUUUUUUAUUUUUGGUACUCAAAUUAUUUUUUAUUUUAUUUUCUCUAUUAAAAUCAGUGAUAUUUUUGUUUUAAAUAAAAGCACAAUGCAGUAACUAUUAAGAACUAAGCUAUUUAAUAGUUAUUCUGAAAACAGUCUCAUAGAGUCGUGAGUUUUCUAUCUAUCUACUUCGCAAUCAGUCGUAUUAUGCUAAUCCAAUCGGGUACAAUUUAAGAACGUGGCUGUCAAAUCUUGACGGAUUUUCUAAUGUUAUAUACGUUAUUUAUUAAUGCUGUUUUCUGAAGAAGUAUUUUAAUAAAAUUUUUACAUAAUUAUUACAACCCCGAUAGAAAUCUGACAUUAAAAAUUACAUACCUGUCUCAUAAUAAUAUGUGAAUCAUUCAAAUUCGUAUAUUACAUACGCAACGAAAAUAACGAUAUAAUGUUCUGACAUGUUUAUUAUAAAAUAAGAUACUAUAUUACUGGUGUAUAUAGGCAUGGCAUCGUAUAUGUAUAUAUAACUGUAAGAUAUUUUAUACGAGAAUGAAUAAAAUAAAAAGUACUAGGUAGGUACCAAUUAGGUAUGGUGUUUACGAUCAAUAAAUUUAAAAAAGCACGUAGCAAGUAAAUUAAGACGGUUUGACAUGAAAUAUAAUUUUUUUUUAAUUUUUACUAUUUUACUCGUUAUUACCAUUUGCUAUUAUUUUAUAAUUUAAUGAAAUAAAAUCCACCACUACUUUUUAUUCUAUACAUGAAUGUUGUUGGCUUAGUUUUUAAAUAUGCUAAUUUUAACAUUUAUGAAGAUGACUUAAAACUAUAUUACAAUACUAAUUCAUUAGUUUAUGAUUCUAAAAUACAGGAGGACUUAUUAUUAUUUUAGAAAAAUAUUAAGGGAUGUUCAAAGCUAAAAAAAACCACCUUCUUUCCGCAACAACAUAUUGAAAUUAAACCCGACUAUUAUCAUUUCAUCAAUAAAAUAACAACUAACUCUAAUACCCGAGUUUGAGCUUAUUUUGUCCAGAUCGUUUUUUCUAGUCUUCUAGUAGGUGCUUGUUGUAGUCGUGAUUUUUUCCUUAGGUAAAAACAAAUGCACAAAGUUUUCAACGAGUAAGGUCGCUAUGUUAAUUUCUGUUCAAUCAUUUUUGUUCUCAGGUCCGUCACGUGGAAUGGUGUAUGUCGUCUUCGGCUCAAGGUAAGUCCAACAUAUACCUACGUAAACUAUACAUAUACUAUUAUAGUAUGACGGUGGAUUUUAUGCGGAUAUAGGUAUUCGGCUCCAUGUGUCUGCAGUAUAAAACAUACGUAUUUAUAAGCGACACCCGAUAAUACGCACGGUGUAUUAUUAUUAUUAUUGUACAAUGUGUUUAAUUAAAUCAUCGGCCGUGUGUAAUCAUUUUAAAAGCAUAUAAAAUGUCGAGUUUCGUUAACUAAACACACGGUACCCACGACACUGCCGACACGCGGAUGACGUGGUGCGCGUAAAAUAAAAUAAUAAAAAUCGAAUAUUAUAUUGGUCGCUUAUAAUAUAACAAGUGAAUACGUUUGUAAUCGUGUGCGCAGAUACCGAGGUAAAGUGGCUGGACGCGGCGAGGAAAUGCUGCGACGUGGCCAGGUCGGAUGGUUGCCAACUGUCUUGUUUGGACAUGAGUGCCGGGUACAAGUCGGUGCAAAGAGACUGUCAAGACGAAAUGGAUUUCUUCACUUGUUUACAACACCAACAGGUAUGACCGUUCAAAUCAAUAAUAUCGUAAUUAAUAAUAUUGUUAUAAUCAUUGUGUUUACGCACUGCGCGUCGUUGACGAAUAAUUCCUGUAGUCUAUACACUGUGCGCGCGUAUAUACCUAAUGGACAGGGCCGGAUUAGAUCCAAUCAUAGCCUUAGACACAUGUUUGUUAAUAGAGUAAUUUGUAGAGUAUAAUAAUCUAAAUGAUCCACCCAUAUCAUGAAUCCAUAACCAACACAUAAGCUGUACAAUUACCUUGUACCGUAGUAUAAGUGAUUUAAAUUUCAGAAUUCAAAAUCAUUAUAUUACGUGAUCCAUUUUAUCCCUGUUAUUAAGAAACGACGAGAAAAAUAAAAAAUAUCCUCCUCAAAACCUACCCAACUCCGUUUUUGGAGGAAACCUUUUCGCUUUCCGCCCCCAUUAAGGGGCACUAGUUAGAUAACCAAAACAACAUUAUAUGUCUUUUUAUGUAAGUAACAAGUAUGUUGUACUUUAUAAUGACGUGUCUGUGUGCAUUCCCAACACUGUCGGUGUAUUUCUACUCUUUUUGUUAUACAUAAUGUAAACUCAUUCAGAAACACCAUGAAAUUAUCUCAGUACUCUAUAUGCAUUCUAUAAUUAAAAAAAGUUAAUUUUUCAACAGUCGUAUUUAAUUGUUUAACACAAUAAUUUCGGUUGUGAUUUUUCUAAUGUAGUUUGUUUAACACUAUAAACGGCCCGAUUAAAAAUCGGUUAAAUCAAUAUUCAGAAUUAUUAAAUUUCGGAUCACCCAAUUUAUUGGGAAAACCAAAAUUUCCGGUAGAAAAGUUGAAAAAAAAAUUAAUAAUAAUAAUUAUCGUUGUAAAACCAUAAGCUCCUUCGCUCCGUUCAGAAUCUGAAAUAAUCUUAAAAAGAUUACUCAUUAUAACGUCAUAACGGAUCGGGUCGACGGCAUUUUUCAGGUCAGAGACACGUGUUGCGGCGACGAAACGGACGCGGCGCAGUGCCGGAUUGCGUGCGAGAAAUUCCUGGCCAACACGCCGUCCAUUAACCGACACGCGGCCAACCAGGAGAUCCUCGACCUGUGCCCGGGUGACCGGCGUGGCGCGCGUUCUGCUACCUUCACGGUGCUCCCGCAUCGCGGCUGUCCGCGCAACGCAACCGCCGCGCGACCGUCUGACGGACACGAGUGUAAGUGGGGCCCGCGUGUACCGUGUCGUUAGGUUAGGUCUGGUCCAGUUACCGGGGUCCAAGCUCGUAUUGAUUAAACGGGACGGUGCCAAUGGGCGUCAGACGUCAGUCAACAUUUUGACUUUGCGGUGUAUGCCACUGAUAUACUGAUAUUGUACCGAUAAUGAGUCAAUAAUAAGUUGACGGGUGUCUAAAUUCGGCGCCGUGCUCUUUUCGCCCGUGCGUUUUCGCUCAACACCUUUUUCGUGCUAUUUCCACCCGCUAUCAUAAUUUUUGCCAGUUGGAAUUAUAAUUUAAGUUGGACUGUCCGUUGAAUAUUUAUAAUUAUUCAUAAAUUAUAUACAAUUGUCAAAUUAUUACAGUUUUGAUUCUGAUUUCUAAACAAAUGAUAAAUAAUAGGUAUAGUUGUAAAUUAUAUUUCACGUCAUUUUAUUUCCAUCAUAAUAUUAUAUCAUCAUAUAUAUAUAUUUUAGCUAAAGAAUAUAUUGAUUUCAUCAAUAGAAGGCUAUACGCUUGGAGUUCGUACCAGUAUUAGUCCGAAACAUUUUUGUAAAUCAAUUCUAUUCUUCUUUCUUUUUUAUCGGCAAACACAUUAAUAUCUUUUUCAUUAAAAUUAGAAAUAUUAUUCAUCAUACUUUUUUCAAUUGAUAACAUGGAUAAUGCUGAUAGCCGAUCUUCUGACAUAGUGCUACGCAAAAAAGUUUUUAUCCUCUUCAGUGUAGAAAAUGAACGUUCCGCUUCAACAGUAGUAAUGGAUAUAGUUAUAAUAACUUUUAAAAAUUUGGAUGCUUUAGAAAACGUAUCAAGUAAUUGAUUUUCUAUAAUAAAUUUAAGUAAAUUUACUGUAGUCGACAUGUUUUUAAAAUCAGUUCGUUUAUAGAUAACUUGUAGCUCAGUUUUUAAUUUAUAUUUAUCUAAAAAUUGGUAUGCGUCGUUGUAACUCGUACAGCCAUAGAACGUAGACCAUUUCUUCUACGCCUACGAUCUACGGCGCUUCCCUAAUAUCUGUACAAUGUUUAAUGAUAAAUAAAUUAACAAUAAGUACACAAAAUAAUUUUUAAUUUUGUGGAUUAAAUUAAUGCCUUUCAAAAAUAUUAUAACGUAAUAAUAUUGGUCUUAAACAAUUUAAUAUUCUUGAAAAUUAUAAGUGGUGCACAUACUCAAGUGCACCAUGGCACAAGCCGCCACUGGUCAUAUAGGUAAAUUUGUAGACUCCCCUGCAGCACCGCUGUCUAUCUUAUACAGUGGUCUUCGAUGUAUUUUCCGAGGUUUAUUUUUUUCACGGAGAAAUUAAUAUCAUUUCAUUUCGCCUGUUAGACUUGCACUGUUGCAAAUUGGCCACGGACGCUGCGUGUGAAGCCGCCUGCCAGGAUAGCCUGCGCAGAAAGUUUGACUCCGACGUCGAGGCCGUCGAAAGUUUAGAAGGUGGAGGAUGUGGGCCGCCUUCGUUGGAUGUAAGUUUCACAAUAAAAUGCGAUAAAUAUCUAAUUUGUCACUAUUUCGUACCUCAUACAAAUUAAAAAUCAUUGACUUUGAUUACAUAUGUAUAGUGUGGACACACAUAGUGUUUUAGUUUGUCAGAUUUAAUCGGUCAAUAUACGUUUCAGGACCGGUUUUGGCAAUGUUUCUUACAAAGCGAACGAACCGAGCAAAAGGAUACAUCGGCGCCAGCGCCUAUGUCCCAAAUAGAGAAACUCGGAAUGGACAGUGUAAAACUUCAUUGUUGCGAUAAGGCCUCGACACCAGGAUGCCGGAAACUUUGUCUGAAGACGUAUACAAAUGAAUGGUCUUCGUCUUGGAACUAUUUUAAUUCCGAAUGCCUUUUGAAUCCCAACAAAGAUCAAUUACUCAAGUGUAUAGACGACGGUAAGUACCACCGUAAUAUUGCGUUAUAUAUUAUAAUUUAUUUCUAUUUUAUUUAUCAAAAAAUACGAAAUAAUGUUCACUUAUAGUCUACGGUGUUCAUCUAUAAGUUUAUUAUAAUUAUACCGAAAAAAUAUACCGCGAUUACUUUCACAACACACUGAAAUACGUUUUAAAAAAAAUAGAUUAACUAUAGUUGAUAAUAAUUUGUUAGUGUCAAAUCUAACAGUUAAUUAAACUUAACUAACGGUCAAAUCAGAUACGUCGAAGUCGAGAACUCUCGUCAAUCCGUCGCGAUCUUUAAACAAUCACAAUGACAUCCGUCUGUAUAAUGUCCGUUAUAGUGGAAGAGCCGUGCGAUUUGGGCUGCGAGGGCUUGAACUAUUGUACGGCGUUCAACAACCGGCCCACGGAAUUGUUCCGGAGCUGUUCGCCGCAGACCGACGACGCCGCGCACUACGACGUCACACUGUGGCGUCAACGCGGCACCAUAAACUUGUUCAACUACGAUUUGCCGCUGAAAAACAUCACCAGGUGUAUGCCGGACAGAUGGAAAGCCGUCGCUUGUGUCCUACAGAUACGACCGUGCACCAGGGAAUCGCACGUUGAUAAAAUUUGUCGGCAAGUAUCCUAUUAUCUAUGUAGCCUAUACCAGUGUUUCUCAACCUGGGUUCGCUAAAAAUAUAUAAAUACGGGGUCGCUAUAUAUAAAAUAUAAAUUUAAGGGUAGCUAAAAAAAUCAAAUAUUUAUUUAGAGGGUUGCGACAGUAAAAAAGUUGAGAAAUACUGAUCUAUACCAAUAACCGAUAAGACGCAUACGAGUUUUUACAACAAUGAUAUUGAAUAAUUUACUGGAGAUUAAUUUCCCGGAAAAAAAAUUUACGAGAAUAAUUUAAUACAAAUAUACCUUGGUAACUAAAACUAAUUUCGUAAAAAAUAAAAUGUAAGAAAUUUACGAUGGUAGAGGAAGGAUAUUUGGGACAAUUUAAUUGAUGGUUCUUACAGUGUUGAAUCCAGACAAUUUGUCUGGGGGAGGUGGGGGCAUUACUAAAAAGUAAAAUUAUAGUAAUUACCUUUUUUGCUUAUCUAUCUACACUCUUAGUCAAAAUUGUUUUAUUAUUCAAUAUCUGGAUUCCACACUGGGUACUUGAAACAUUAAUGAAUCGAACCAAAUAAAAACUGUUGAUGAGAGCUCUAGCAGCUCCAAAAUUAUCUCUGAGCCUAUACUAUUUGAAAAUAUAUAAAAAAAAAAAUGUCAAAUAAAGUACCACAGGUGCAUCUUUGGAGGUAUAACCGUGAACAUAUUUGAACAUUUUUCUGAGCAUCUUAUAUAAUAAAAGCUUCCUCGUAUCUGUUAUUUAUCUAUUAAUUUACAAAUAAUCGUGGACCGUGCCGCCGUGGUCCAAAUAAUUCCACUGUUCUAAAACUUAACUUAACAUGUUCUACGAUUACAGAGACGACUGUCUGGAACUGUUGAGUACAUGUUUGGACUGGACGAACAUGGUGCCGGGGCUGUCGGCGAACGCAUUGUGCGCCAGGCUAUCGCCCGAUUCCGGGCCGUGCGUGUCGCUCGAUGCGUUCACAGAACACGUGGCACCUCAACAGCAGACGGCCGUGGCUCAGGUGACCACGCCAUGCAAACGGAACACGUGUGGGCCCGGCACAAUUUGCUUAGUGAACCGCGGGUGUCGGAUAGGGAAUGCGUGCAAGCCGUACCGAUGCGUGCCGGGCUGCAAGGUGGGCGAAGUGUCGCACUACCUCGUGCCCGAAGACUCUUACGCCCGCAUACCCACGUUCAACGGACAAAAGGGUUGCGUGAAAAUAUGCCUGUGCACAAAGAAGGGCAUCGAAAAGUGUCAGCAAACAAUGUGCUCGCAGAUACAAUCUUGUUGGUUGGCCGGCAAACAAAUCGGUAAGAUUGGUCGUUUACUGUAACUGCGGCUGCAGAGGGAUUGCAUUUGAACAUUGAAAUAUGGAAUUUGUUUUUACCUCAUUCGCCGUCGAUUUCAGCAUAUUGUAUAUUUACGACAAUAGUGUUUCUCUUAUCAUUCUAGAUCAUGGCUCUACUUUCGCAAUGGAUUGCAAUACAUGCAACUGUUUCGCAGGCGAGAUCACGUGUACGAAAAAACAUUGCGAAUCGAUGGCUACCAACGCUUUGUCCCGUUACAGGCACACGGGUCUACCGUGUAACUGCGCUCCACACCACGUUCCGGUUUGUGGCACCAACGGUAACACCUAUCCAAAUUCGUGUUUGGCGAAGUACGUUUUAACAUUCAAUCGACGGUUGUCCGGAUUUUUAAUUGGGUACCGGCAUUAAUGUUUUAUUUUUUUGCAGGUGCGCUGGACUGUCGGACAUGGACCUCAAGUUCGGGCCGUGUUGGAACGUCGAUCCCUGUGCUGACAACCACGUGUGUCGAUCGGGCGAGAGGUGCGUGGCCACCCGUCAAGUGUGUUUGUCCAUGUUGAAAAAAUCUUGCGUUCAAUAUAAGUGCGGUGAGUAUCGUUACGGCCGCUGCGGCGCCAUUUCACGGUUUUUUUUUUUUUUUUUCAAAUAUUCGUGCUUUGCACAGAACAAAUUGAUAUGGUUAAUAUUAUGUCGGAUGAAAAAUGCCGGUUUCCUCGAUGGAUACCAUUUUACGAUAUUUCAAGUGUAACACGAUUAUCCGUGUACCAAUUUGAAAUAUGCAUUUGUAUAACUGCAGUAGUAUAUUUGUCGCGGUAAUCGUUUCUAAACGAAUACUUACUUGAUGGCUGAUGUAAUUUUAUUGUGCUGGUAUGCUACACCCGUACGCGUCAUACACUAAUGGACACGUCAUAUUAUGUGGUGCAGUUUCAGAAAAAGAAUCGUGCGAAGAUGCGCCCAAGAGUCAAGUGUGCGACACGGACGGCGAAGAACACCCGAAUCUGUGCCAUCUCAUACGAUCAAACAAAUUGCUGUCGUACAACGGCCCCUGCUUGGUAGUAACGCGCACUAUACAAUUAUAUAAUAACGAACGUUGAAAAUUACGACGUUGGCAUUUAUUCCGUAUUUUUAUUACGUCCUGUUGGCAGGUGGGGUGCAAUUUUACGGGACAGGUGUGUGGUGUGGACGGUAACACUUACCCGUCGGAGUGUGCCGCCUUUGCAGAGUCGGUGAGUGUCGACUAUGCGGGUCCGUGUGCGUCGUCCGGGCUCAUCGGCUACAACGGGCAGCCGUAUUGUGCAAAGGGCGUAGUAGAGUGUCCUAGUUUGCCGCAGCAAGAAUGUCUGGGCAUUACUCCACCGGGUGCGUGUUGCCCCAAGUGUGCCGGUGCUCUGCGUAUUCUUUUCAGGUGAGUAGGUUAUACCGUAGUAGUAAGUGUACCCAGGUCGAGCCGGUACGCCGUCUGUCUAUAUUUUUCUGGGUCUGCCUGCACGGGGUAAUUUUACUUGAGUGUUCCGUUCAAACAAGGUCACUCGUACAGUGGUUCAUUUUGAAUGUGCAUAUAAUAUGACAUGUCUAUCUGCUGAACCCUUUGGUAACACUGGCCCCGUGUAAUAUAAACCAUAAGCUCCGGAAUCCGUACCAAAUAGUUCCUAGUUAUAUUCGCAUGCGUCAACUACCCAGAGCUGCGUCAAAAAAUAUUACUAUAUGACCCCUAUAAUUAAACCGUUUUUGGGUUUGCAGUCAGAAACAAGUGGACCGGGUAAUAUACAUGCUAAAAAGGCCGGCGGCGAACGCACUUAGCAUGAAAUCAGUGCUCAGAGCUUUGGACAGACACGUGCAGGUGGCCGAAUGCGUUGUCCGUGGACACCUGACAAUAUACCAGGACAUAUUGGUGCUCGUCGAGUCCACGGUCAAAAACCCUUCUAAGCUCCAGCUUGAAGCUUGUCUGAGAGAGUCAGAAAAACUGUCUACGUUAGUGGAGACGUCUAGUCCUCGGGCCAUGUCCGACCUCAGUCUCAGCACGUUGAUCUCGGCCAGCCCCGUACACGAGCUGGUCACUAACAGUGCCAUCACCUUCCGGGUCAAUGCCAUGUUCACCACCAUCGUAUAUUGUAUUGUGGUUUUGACAUUGAACAUUCUUUAA